Messenger RNA from Lentinula edodes (shiitake mushroom), 1378 nucleotides. RefSeq lists its product as uncharacterized. The record is from RefSeq and is a predicted model, not a curated record. The coding region runs from base 414 to 1337 and encodes 307 amino acids. The transcript is spliced from 3 exons. NCBI's taxonomy places the organism in Eukaryota, Fungi, Basidiomycota, Agaricomycetes, Agaricales, Omphalotaceae.
GGUAACCGACACGAUCUCAUUGAGAAACAGCCAAAUUCCGCGCUAAGCACACUGCGCAAUUUGUUGAAUUAUCCCCUUGCAGAGUCCUCAAGUCCAUGGGCACAAAUAAUUUGGAAGAAUAAGAUGACUUGUUUUGAAGGCGGGCCGCGGGACUGCUAUACAAGGUAUGGCCGUUGCACCCACUAUCCUAUCCUAUCCUCCAGUUGGUUCAACUCGUGUACUUGCUGGUACUGUAUGCAUUAUACCUAUGGUGCUUUGCGCAUCACCCCCUCGUUCCGGGCCUUUCUUCGUUCCGCUUCCACUAGAGCCACUCUUGAACCACUAGAAUUCUAACGCACGUUCAAAAUGGCAAAUUGUCUUGAUCGAAAUCUGUGCUGAAGAGAAAUUAGCAUAUAUAUAACGUUGCGCAAAUAAUGAUGAGAGCUAGCCUCUUCCCUCAUUUCUUCUACUGGGUUUUUUUUCUCAUCUCGCAUAUUUUUACCAUGAUCCUCCCAUCUUCCACCACUGUUGUCGCCAUGCUGGUAGCAUUCAAUUUGUGUCUAGGUUCAAGCGCUUCUAUUGUUCCUAGUCCACUUGAAAUUUCCAAUGUGUCCUUUCAAGGCCGCCAAUUGGCUUCACCAUUCGAUACCAGUUCAUCCGGUUGCGCUGUCUCCACAGCUAUGGUACCUAAUCAGCGCGGAGAACUCGUACAUCCCACAUAUAACGUCACUCAAAUUGGAUUAGGGAUCGGCACACAGAAUUAUUCGUGUUCGAGUACAGGAAAUUAUACGAGUGUCGGUGCUGUAGCUGAGCUCUACGACGUCUCCUGUGAAUACUUAACUGCUGAUCUCUCCAAUGUUUCCGCCGAAGCUUAUCGCUUAUGGGUUGCCGCGCCUACCUACUACACUGAAUCCACCCUCAUCGAUGUCCUUCAUGCCUACAGAGGAACACCCAGUGUCCCUACCAUCCUUGGCCAGCAUUAUUUUGUUCCUAAUCCGACAGGAAGUGGCCUCAGUCCCAAAUGGGACUUCACCUCCGAGUCAUUUGCGGGCAAUAACGCUGCGUAUGUGAUUGGAAGGGCUGUAGGAGAUAUACCGUCUCCGGAUGGUAGCGCAAAUAUAGAUUGGCUGUACCUCACAAAUGUACAAGGAGGUUUGGCACAGGAAGUUUAUCGGACGAAUACGACGGGUGGUCAACCACCUACUGAAGCGAGUGGAAGUUUCAAACGACGUGCUCAAGGUGCUGAUGAGGGUACACUGAACGGUAUAGAGUGUACACCUGGCUCCACAGUUGCUGUUAAGUAUACUUCCUUGUAUUGUAAGUUUUGUUCGCUCAAGUAUCAUCCAUUACUGACUUGAGUUUAACGCAACUUUUAGAUUUUACAGGAGGUUUAAUUUGA